ACGCUGCAGAUCCACUACACGCCUGGAGGACGGGCGAGUGGUGGACACCUCGCUGGCCCGGGACCCGCUGCAGCUGGAGUUGGGCAAGCGACAGGUGAUCCCUGGCCUGGAGCAGGGUUUGCUGGGCAUGUGCGUGGGGGAGAAGCGGAGGGUGAUUAUCCCCCCCAACCUGGCUUACGGCAAGCGAGGAUCACCCCCUGCCAUCCCAGCGGACGCGGUGCUGCAGUUUGAGGUGGAGCUCCUCGGCCUGUCCCGGGCUGGCUACUGGCAGAGGCUAGUGAGCGACCUGCUGCCCCCGCUGUGCGUGGGGCUGGUGCCCUUGCUGCUGGGGCUGGUGGGCUUCCACCUGUACCGCAAGGCCACCAGCCCCCGCGUCUCCAAGAAGAAGCUCAAGGAGGAGAAGAGGAACAAGGCCAAAAAGAAAUAAACCUGCCCCUGUCGGCGCCA
Alligator sinensis (Chinese alligator) is the source of this 447-nucleotide messenger RNA. It is a transcript of the gene FKBP11, whose product is annotated as FK506 binding protein 11. The record is from RefSeq and is a predicted model, not a curated record. Lineage: Eukaryota; Metazoa; Chordata; Crocodylia; Alligatoridae. The transcript is spliced from 5 exons. Gene Ontology annotation, molecular function: peptidyl-prolyl cis-trans isomerase activity. The coding region runs from base 128 to 427 and encodes 99 amino acids.